ACGGUCCUCUCUUCUUCCCUGAGAAGAACCCAUCCCCAAUUCCCCACCUCUCUCUCCACCGCGCAGCGCCCACCGUCUCUGCUCUUCUCUGCGGCGGAGACCGGCGAACCCCGAUGGACCGCGACGCGCAGCACGUGUGGCUGCGCAGCCGCCAGGUCGACGCGUACCUCCACGCCACCCCCGACGGGACGGGGGUCUGCCUCCGGCGGACCCGGGAGUCCAUGAACGCCGCGUGGGUCUUGCACGGGAUCCCCGGAGAGCCCGUGCACGUGCUCCUGCAGAGCGCCGCCUACGGCCGCUACCUCGCCGGCACCGACUGGGCGGCGCCGUGGUGCCAGGGCGGCUUCCGCACCGUGCUGACCAAGUACUACGACCGCGCCGCCCAGCUCCACAACAUCCUGCGGGAGUGCGUCUUGCGUGGGGGUUACCUCCAGCUCCGCAACGUCGGCGGCACGCGCUGCCUCAGCGCCAACGGGAGAUACUUCCGCUUCAACGCCGGCGGCACGCGGUACCUCCCCUGGAACACCGGCGUCACAGUCCAAGACCGCGGCACGACGAUGCACUGGGACUGGGACGUGGAGGCCAUCCCGCUCACUCCGCACUUUCCUGGCAUUCCAGAUCCGAUCAAUGAACCCGUCCCCGGAAACCUCGCCAUCAUGUUCGGGCGCCAGCGGCCGCGGCCGCGGCGGCGGCUGAUCCAGUUCGUGCAGGCAGCCGACGACGGGAGCCACAACCAACAGGUGAACGACUGGACCAUGUUCCAGUUCACCGGGAACUCCAUCUUCCGCCUGAGGAACGAGGUAGCCGACAUUCUGCACACCAACGACACCCACAUCAUCAUGUUUGUCCGAGCGGGCCGCCAUGGACGGCUCACGCCGAUGCUCGUCGACCUGCCUCGCGAUGGCGACGGCGACACUGUCGAGAUAGUCGUCUUCACCUUCGGGACGCCAGGCGCAGCUGCGCUUCGCUACCCAGAUAUCAACCCGCAGUAGAUGAGAUCAGAGCAGGACUCCUGACAGCCGCUCAUAGUCCACCUCUUCAGAAGUAUCGCCACCUCGAACACGACAACAUGAGAAUCCAGAACUUUGGCGUAGAGAUAUAGGUUCAGAAAAACUCAGCAGACCUUGUGUUUUUGCUAGCUAAACUUGAUCUUGUUCUCCUGACAGGAGGAACCUGUUUGUUUCGCCUCGCGGUUCUAAAAUUCAGAACUGUUGAAAGCAUUAACUGGAAUGGCUGAAAAAAUAUGUUGUGA
Messenger RNA from Brachypodium distachyon (stiff brome), 1252 nucleotides. RefSeq lists its product as uncharacterized. The record is from RefSeq and is a predicted model, not a curated record. The transcript is spliced from 3 exons. NCBI's taxonomy places the organism in Eukaryota, Viridiplantae, Streptophyta, Magnoliopsida, Poales, Poaceae. Bases 114 to 992 code for a protein of 292 amino acids.